UUUGGCCAUAAGGUAUUAUUUAUUGCAGGCCCUCAGCCCAUUUGUUUAAUGAAUUCGACAAGCGAGCUGUCCAUAAGAUGGCUUCCCCAUCCCACCCCAUCAGUUAUGAGACUUACGAGGCUUAUCCUCCUAGGAUACCAGCCGGAACUACAAGAUCACAUGCCUAUUUGAAACAGGGCUGAUGGGAGAGCACCAGCAGAGGUCCCAGACAAGGGCUUCCCAUUCGUAUUAAUAGUGUCUGUUGGAGCAAUUGUAAUCUUUCAUAUGAAUAAUCACUUAAAACGCUUCCCAGUCGACUGUUGGAGAUGGGGCGACUGCUGAAAUUUAGAUUCAUGGCCCUAAUCUAAUGAUUUCUAAUCUCAAAACUCUUUAAACCUUUGACUUCCCAGCCGCACGCAAUAUGUGUUAUAUUUUCGACUCUUCUUAUCUUGGCAGACUCGCGAGAAGACUGGUCUUCUCAUCAGAGAUUUAAAAAGCCGGAGCCAUGAGUCUCCCAGCAGCAGUUGACAUUCUUUCCAUUCCAGUGAAGCUGCGAGACGGAAGCCCCUUCCUUUCUUCAAUGAUGCUCCCGGUGAUCCUCCUGUGGCUUUCUGUGGCUUUUCUUAGCUCCGAAGGCAAAGCUCUUCCAGAUCAAUGUGUAAGAGCACCAGGCACCAGCUACAUGUCCGUCCAAGAAAUCCAAAUCGGAGACUCAGACCCCUUCAAAGUGGUUUGUGGCUAUGAUCUGGACCCGGGUCCCGCCGAGAUUUCUGUUUAUAGCAAUCUCUUCAUCACAAAUGAGUUCAAUCGCACGUACGAGGAGCACGUGGCUGGGUUCGGAGAAGUCGGAUGGAGCAACGCGAAGUUCUUCAUCGGACUCCAGCAGCUGCACCUUCUGACGAACAGUGCGCCCCAUGAGGUGAUUAUAGACUCCCUGUCCAUGAAGGAGAGGUGCGACCACUUCGUCGUCGGCAACCGGACCGAAGGGUAUAUGGUGAAGAGCACUGGCAACUGCUUCGGAGAUCCGUGCCUGGCCCUCAAAAAGGGCGUCAGGUUCUCCACCUUCGAUCGAGACGAGGACGGACUGCCCGACCACAACUUGGCCCAGGAGAUGGGCUUCGGCUGGUGGCACAAUUCCAGGCGGCCUGACCCCUUCAUGAGGUACAAACAUCUAGCGAUUUGGAUCCGAAGGAAAGAAACCGAAGCAGAAUAAAUGGAAAUGGAGAGGGACUUUGGAGUCUAAACUUUGUGAAAAUUCUUUAAAAUAAAGGCCAAGG
Molecule: messenger RNA, 1256 nt
Organism: Drosophila ananassae
Lineage: Eukaryota; Metazoa; Arthropoda; Insecta; Diptera; Drosophilidae
Product: angiopoietin-related protein 4
Exons: 3
Coding region: 485-1192 (235 amino acids)
Source: RefSeq, a predicted model, not a curated record